GCCUGCUCCUUACCUUGAACAAAUUAGAAGAGCCAAGGAGUGGCAGGAUGCCAAAGUUACUUCCACCAUUACACCCACCUUGAAGAAGAUAUGCAUCAAAACAGUGAGUCGUCACAUGGAUGUACUAGACAAGAAAGCUCUUGGUAAGUGUCUUCUUCGAUGCAACCAAGGGAGUUUUUUUUACAUUGUGCUGGACGAAGGACGAUCUUGAUUGCAUCAAAGCUAAGUGUUACUCAGCUAUUUUAGCUAAUGCAUGUACAAUACAUGAAUGGACUGGUACCCAAACUAGCUCUCGAAAACGCUAGGUGGCAUUCUGCCUUCUCCCUACAGUUUUCAGCCAUUAUUAACUUCGCCCACAACUGACUCGUGUGAACUACAAUCCCGACACAGUUUUAACUUUUAGAAACGUCAAUAAUCAUAGCUUGCGAUACGGCUUUUGAAACAUAUGGCCCAUAUCUUUCAUCGAUAAAGAAUCCUUCAAAUAAAAAAAGAAACUAUAUUGUAGGAGUUUUGUCUCCAUCCAACGAAACGACACUUCUUGAAUUACACUUACACACAGGUGUUCGGGGGCAUGCUACACUUAACACAAAUAUAAAUGCAACAUUUAAAGUGUUGCUCCCAUGUUUCAUGAGCUGAAAUGAAAGAGUGCGCAAUUGUCAUGCUGACUGCAGGAUGUCAACAUUGUGAACAGAGUGCCCCGUGGUGGGGUUAGGGUAUGGCCAGGCAUAAGCUAUGGACAACAAACACAAUUGCAUUUUAUCAAUGUCAAUUUCAAUGCAAAGAGAUACCAUGACGAGAUCUUGAGGCCCAUGGUCGUGCUAUUCAUCUGCUGCCAUCACCUCAUGUUUCAGCAUUAUAAUAUACAGUCCCAUGUCACGAGGAUCUGUACACAAUUCCUGGAAGCUGAAAAUGUCCCAGUUCUUCCAUGACCUGCUUACUCACCAAACAUGUCACCUAUUGAGCAUGUUUGGGAUGCUCUGGGUUGACUUGUAGACAGCGUGUUCCAGUUCCCGCCAAUAUCCAGUGGGACAACAUUCCACAGGCCACAAUCAACAGCCUGAUCAACUCUGUGCGUCUCACUGCAUGAGGCAAAUGGUGGUGACAUCAGAUACUGAAUGGUUCUCUGAUCCACAACCCUACCUUUUUUUUAAAAGUAUAGAUCGACAACCACCUGUGCUAAUUGCCUGUUGUCAAACAAGCGCUGUAACAUGGAGAUAUGGCCGUGUGGGCACACUAAUCCUAUCAAGGUGUGAAUCAAUUUGACCUUUUAUUGUUUUUUUGAAAAUUAUUUCUCGCAGAUAUGAAAGAUAAGGUCCUAAUGCUUCCAAAACUGUACCUCAAGCGACGUUUGUUAAUGUUCAGAUUGAGCGUUGGGGCUCUUAACAAAACUCCCCCAUGCAGAAGAAUCCUUUGUCCAAUUACUCUUAUGUGUAAUGACUAGCUAGAAUGUUCCUUACUGACUGUAUUCCUAAAGAGGAUAAACAAGAUAAAAUGCAGUCUGAAUAUCCUGAAAAUUAACUGUUUUUAAUAUGACCCAUUUAGACCUACCAAUCUCACUGAUCAAGGAGCUCCUGCAGCAUUUAAACAUUGUUGAUCUGGAUAGAAUUCAGCCUGCAGUGAACCGGAAAGGAAUCUCCACCUCCUUUGUGUGGGCAGGAAUAUUGAGAAGAAUCUCUGGGCCUCGCAAAGGGAGUACCAUACUCACCGAAGAUGAAUGGAGGGAGAUAAGCAUGCAUAAGCUCUUUAACUUGGCCUUCUAUGGCUUCAGGUUCGGAGGUGAUACAAAAUACCUCCUGAAUGUUAACUUUAACUCCCUUCUCUUAGUCAUGGCCAAAUACAUCCAGCACCUGGUUCUUCGAACAUCACGACCACACGGCUACUUCUUCGCGAGGAGGUCCGUUCUGAGCGUUCUGGAGAAGGGUGUAAGGUGCAUUCAACUGGGAGAGAGCACUCAGCUCAAAGAGUGGCCCAGUGAUGUCUUAUACACCCUGCACCGUUUACUGGACCACGGGGCAGCCCGUGAUGUCAUCAUAAACCAGAGCCCAGAUCCUCGUCUGCUGGCUUGGAUUCUUCAUGGCAGGGGACCUCGGAGUAAAAGCCACCAAUGUCCAAUGGAGUCCAUGCAAGGUGGGAUGGUCAAAUGUUGCCAGGCGCCAAACACUGCAGGACGCAGCGCUAGAGAUGCUGAGGCAGCCAACUGCCAGGUCCCCGAGGAAGAGGAGCCUGAUGAAGAAGAUAAUAAUGGUGGGACCCCAUGCAAGCGUCCAAGGUUGAGUAUUGCCUCUGCGAAGGCAGAUCUUGACUUGACCAGCACUCCAUGCCAAUGUAUGGUCCCCAAGCCAUUGUGCCAGAUGUUUAUUCCCUCGGCUGGUCACUCGGCAGAGAUUUGCCACAAGGGGCAAAUCCAUUCACUAAAGAUCAAUGACUUCAGGGGUGGAGUCUUCCCUGUACUGCUUCCUCUCCUGCCUUCUUGGCUGUGCCUCCACUCUCUAAGCCUGCAAAGUGCUUGGACCUUUGAGGAGGGUGAUGCGUUGAGCCUGGCAGAGUCUCUCCAGCAGCUGUCUGCUACACCAGGCUGCUCCCUGAUUGAGCUGAGUGUGGGGUCCCUGACCCAUCCUGCUCUCAUGGAGUCCCUGCUGAAUGCAUGCCCCACCCUCAGGUCAUUCUCCAUGGAGAUCCACCCUGUAGCAGAGUACCACAGAGCCCCACUGAGAAGCAUUCCCCAGCCUGCAUACCAUGCAGAACUCUCACUGGAGAAGCUGUGUGUGAAAGUACCCAAAUUGAGGACCAGUGUGGAGAGUCUGAUGUGUGUGUUGCUACGCUCUCCUCGCCUCACCUCACUUCACGUCUCAGGAAUCAACAGCUCAACUGGCUUCUCACCCAGCCACCUCCUCAACACAGUGGCAGAGUCCAAUCGCCACCUGAAGGACCUCACCUUGGAGGAUAUCAACCUGUCUGACUGUCACUGUGCAAUCUUCCAGCUACUGGAUAACUACUGUAUGUUGGAAGCGUUGUCAUUGAAGGACUGUCGGCUUCUGGAGAAAUGCAGUGACAAGGAAGAUGUCGUCCGACAGCUGGUUAAUUCUCUCAAAAAGGUUCCAUCUCUCCAGUCUCUCAACCUGGCUCAAAAUCGCCUCGCCAAGACUGUGACAGUUUUGGGGGAACUCUUCAAAGGACCCUCACCAAGCACAGUGAAAGAGCUGGACAUCAGCUCCAACUUCAUCCAGCCUCCUGAGCUGCUAGAGUUAGGGAAGUUGUUGGAGACCCACCGUCCUCCCCAGAGACUACUCCUCACCCUGAAGAGCAACCCACUGGACAGAAACAUGGAGCUGAGGGACACUGCUCUGGGCACGCUCAGUCACCUUUGUGACCUCAUCACCGACCACUGGAACUCCAGGGACACCAUGGCUGACCACAUCAGCAUCAUGUGAAUUAGGUCUUAGGUCAUGCGAAUGGAGUAGGGUGAAGUUGCCUCUAGGUGCUGAUCUUGGGACAGUUUUGUGAGGAAGAGAAAGCUGGUCCUAGACCUCUAGAUAGGGGAACCUUCGCCUCGUAAUCCUGCGAAUUCUGGGUUGUGUUCAUUAGUAACACUAAAACGUUUUGCAAUGGAAAAAAAUAUGAGCAUUGUUUAUUAGACAAGAACAGAUAGUACUUCCCUGUUUCACUCCAGUUCGGACCAACUGAACAUGACCCUGGAUAAAAUGUUGUUCCUUAACCUGAAGUGAACAAACAUUUGCUGCUACCCAAGAGAAGUUCCUGGAAAUCAAAAUUGCUUCAGUUUUAAGUCUUUUGUAAGGAACUUUUGUAAGGAACAAUAUUUUCCAGUUUACAACACAUAUGUGUUGCUGUUUUGUUUGUCAAGGCUGUUGCAGGCCUAAUAAGCCAAAAACAAUGUGUUACAUAAAUACAAGUGGCCUUUAUAUUUGGCAUUUUAAAUUGUGAAAUAAUGGCAUAAGAGCUUAUUCAGCAUCUUUAUUGUUAAUAUAUUGUCAUGUUUGUAAUGCAGCAUCUGCAGCCCUUAAAUCAUGUUUGUUGUUUUUUGGGGGUCAUUGACCUAGAACAGGGAUAGGCAACUGCGGAUCAGUUACUGAGUCACUCAAUUAGCCGAUGUCAUCAAAACAUUUUUAGAUUUCUGGCUAGACUAACUUACCAAUCUAAUCAUGGUCGAAUUACUGACCGGGGGGACCCCAUUUGAUUUUGUAACUUACAGUUUGAUGUCAUAUUAAAACUGCAAACAUUUGUAAUGAAAAUUUGUAUUGUUUGUGCUUUUCUAAUAACCAAUUUCUGUCUUCGAUGUUUGUGCUUUUCUAAUAACCAAUUUCUGUGUUCAUGUAAGUAAGUGACUCAACGAAUCCUCACCAUCAGUAUCUGCAAUUUGGCAGUACGCCCAGAACCUUGUUUUGAGACAUUUUCAAGGUCUCAGCUUGGAGAGAAGAAGGCUUGUAGUAUUGGUCUGUCCCAUGCAUGACCCAAACAUUAAUGAUGAAUUUAUUAUGAAUAAGCUAAAUCAUGCAAAUAUAAUUAGUCUGUAAGCAGUAUAAAAGAUAUCUAACGGGACUGCCCCGAUAGAGCUCCGUGAAGACCGCUACUUUAUGCAUCUACAUUUGACUGUGACCUCUCCAGCUUCCUGUUAAUAAACAAUGAUUCAUUUAA
This is a messenger RNA of Oncorhynchus keta (chum salmon), 4653 nucleotides long. It is a transcript of the gene lrrc41, whose product is annotated as leucine rich repeat containing 41. The record is from RefSeq and is a predicted model, not a curated record. Bases 1530 to 3431 code for a protein of 633 amino acids. The transcript has 10 exons. NCBI's taxonomy places the organism in Eukaryota, Metazoa, Chordata, Actinopteri, Salmoniformes, Salmonidae.